Messenger RNA from Hyaena hyaena (striped hyena), 5737 nucleotides. RefSeq names its product trans-golgi network protein 2 (gene TGOLN2). Gene Ontology annotation, cellular component: endosome; trans-Golgi network; trans-Golgi network transport vesicle. Lineage: Eukaryota; Metazoa; Chordata; Mammalia; Carnivora; Hyaenidae. Bases 38 to 1387 code for a protein of 449 amino acids. The record is from RefSeq and is a predicted model, not a curated record. The transcript has 6 exons.
CGAGAGUACUAGAAGGCGGAAGCACAGUUAGUGCAGGAUGCGGUUCCUGGUUGCGUUGAUCCCGCUGAGCGUCGCGGUGACGGUAACCCAACCGCUAGUAAACUCUAGCGAGUCGCAACCGCAGGCCCCUGGAGACGGUUCCAGCAAUGUGAAUGCCAAGCUACAGCCCUCGGGAGACGGCGCCGGCAGGGCCAAUGCCCAGCUACAGCCCACGGGAGACGGCGCCGGCAGGGCCAAUGCCCAGCUACAGCCCUCGGGAGACGGCGCCGGCAGGGCCAAUGCCCAGCUACAGCCCACGGGAGACGGCGCCGGCAGGGCCAAUGCCCAGCUACAGCCCUCGGGAGACGGCGCCGGCAGGGCCAAUGCCCAGCUACAGCCCACGGGAGACGGCACCGGCAGGGCGAAUGCCCAGCUACAGCCCUCGGGAGACGGCGCCGGCAGGGUGAAUGCCCAGCUACAGCCCUCGGGAGACGGUGCCGGCAGAGCCAAUGCCCAGCUGCAGCCCUCGGGAGACGGCAGAGUGAAUGCCCAGCUACAGCCCACGGGAGACGGCACCGGCAGAGCCAGUGCCCAGCUACAGCCCUCGGGAGAUGGCAUCGGUAGAACGAAUGCCCAGCUGCAGCCCUCGGGAGACGGCACCGGCAGGACGAAUGCCCAGCUACAGCCCUCGGGAGACGGCAUCGGUAGAACGAAUGCCCAGCUGCAGCCCUCGGGAGACGGCACCGGCAGGACGAAUGCCCAGCUACAGCCCUCGGGAGACGGCAGGGUGAAUGCCCAGCUACAGCCAACGGGAGACGGCACCGGCAGAGCCAGUGCCCCACUACAGCCCUCGGGAGACGGCGCCGGUAGAACGAAUGCCCAGCUGCAGCCCUCAGGAGACGGCUCUAACAAGGAGCCUGACUUAAACAUACCAGCUGACAAAGAUACCUCUCUGCAUGCUUCUAGAAGUGAAUCUGGGGAGAGAGUAUUACUGGACUCUGACCCCAGUUCUUUACAGCAGGAGGGACAAGGUAAGUCUUCAGAGCUUACAGAAGAUAUGGGGCCCAGGAAGGCUGAGGAAGGUGAUACAGAGCCUGAAGAAGGUUCACCACCCCAAGAAGAGAAAGAGAUGCCCGGUGUUGCCUCCAGUGAGAACCGUGAAGGGACACUUUUGGAUUCCAUGGAUAGGGAGAAUGAUGACCUUUAUAAGGACAGUCUUGGAAGUGCCAGUGCAGAGAGCAGCCACUUCUUUGCAUAUCUGGUGACUGCAGCCAUUCUUGUUGCUGUCCUCUACAUUGCCUAUCACAACAAGCGAAAGAUUAUUGCUUUUGUGCUAGAAGGAAAAAGAUCUAAAGUCACUCGACGGCCAAAGGCCAGCGAUUACCAGCGUUUGGACCAGAAGAUUUGAUUUCUCUGUUCUUGAGAACUUUGUCCUCCCUGCUGAUUUGUUUUUAAAUCAAGAAAAAUGAAGAAAAAAGUACUGUGACCUAAAAGACACCCCCUCCUCUAGGGUUUGGUGGCACAUCGGGGCUGGCAGAGGCGGGGGGUAUUGCUUAGAUUUUUGCGCCUGCACUUUGGUGACCUUGUACUCCUGUGUCCCCAUCACCUAUGCUGGUGUCUUCCAUCCUUUCCUCCUCUGAGUGUGAGUAGAGGGAGCAUAUGGGAAGCCAGCUAUGACCAAAGGGAGAUUUCAGCCCCAGGCAGGCUACUGCUGCUGACUGCCUUCCCUUGGGCCUUGGCCCUUUUGUAGGUAUCCCUUGAAAAUAGCAUUGCACCCACCACUAUUUAUCUUUGCAGACCCAUGAGAAAACUAGGUUAAAAACUGAACCUAGGAGAAAACUCAACUGCAGGUUGAGGUGCUUUUAUACCAAGGCCUCAUCUGGGGGCCUUACAAAAGAUGUAGAAGGUGAAUGCUGACAGGCAAAGGGCUACUUUGAAUACCUAAUUCUCUGCAAAGGCUUCAGCAGCAAACCAAAACAGCUUUUGAAAAGUGCUUUAUUGCCUGCAAGUCCAACCUGUCUAGUAUAAGUUCCUCACACUUUCUUGAUAUUUUCAUAUUAUUUAAGACAAAGUGAGUCAGCUUCCAUUUGGUUGUACUGAGCAUAAAACUGAACUUGGGGAUUCUGGGAGUAAAGCUGUAAAGCCACAGUUCCCAUCACAGAUUUUUAAAAGUAUAGUUAUGAUUAUUGAAAAACUGUGUUCGUCUAUACUCAUGAUCGUAACAGGAACUUUUUAAAAUAGGGUAAGCUCAUAUUUUGCACAAGAAAAUGUGCAGGAGGGUUUUGGUUUUGAUCUGCAUUAUUUUCCUAGGGCUUUUAUGAAAGGUUUCCCAUAAACUCUCGCCUUUGUUGCCGAAAAUAGACAAAUUAGACUUGUAGUCAGAAACUAACUGUACUGUUUCUUUUACCUUAAUCUAGUUAGUAGUUCACUAUCUGAUAUAGGAUGUCAAGGGUAAUUAGUAAAAACUCUCCUUCCAUCCCGUGUCAGGGGUUAUUAAAAGUUCAGAAAUUCAGAGAAUUCUCCUGGGGUAACUGAGGGUAGUGUUUUGGAUCAUGCUGUGGUUUGAAGUUCUACUUAAAUCCAUUCUAGUUGUGCUACCUAUUAUAGAGAGCCUAAAGAAAGUUGUGCAGAGAAAAAAUGGAAUUAGAAUAGCUGAUCUCAGGGAAACACAAAGAAUGUGGGAAGUGAGGGGUGGGAUGAAUUCUGCACUGUUGAGGAAGUCAGUCUGCAGAAGGGACCAUCCCGUUGGCACGUUACCUUGCACCUUGCUUAAAACAGCAUGGCUUUGAGUUGAGAUUUAUGGAGACAAGGAAUGAAUGAAUGAAUGCUCUUGGCGGCAUGCUCUCUCCCUGUGCAUCAGUCUUACAAUACUUUCCUCUAUUUGAGGAAUCUUCUGUCAGGCUCUCCUAGCAUUCUAGAAAACCAUGGUUCCCCUUUACCUGCCUUUCCUCCUCUUCUCUAAUGUUUUCUGUUUCUCCAUCUACACUAACACCUUUCCUUCUGCCUUCAUGCAUGCCCAGAUUUCCCAUUCCCAUCCAUCCUGUUUGUUACUCCUUCCCUUUGUAACCUUUAUACACUCACUUUGGUCCCUGUCUUCCUAUCAGUAGUGUUUUUCCAGAGGUUCAGAUUGCCUAAGGUAAUGGCUUGUUCUCAAAGCUUAGUCUUGUCCUGGAUAGAUCUGGGCAUUCUUGACCAUCCAAAUUGAAAUCCCCCACUUCUGGUUUCUGUGACUGGUCCCGCUCUACCCUGUGCUGGUGGGGGAACAGAGCCCUCAAAGGCUGGUUUCUCUCUUCCUUCAUCUUCCUAGAUAUUCAUCUAUCCUUCAUUCUCAGAGUGAGUGACUCCAAGUGUUUAUCCUUGACCUAGUUCCCAAAGAACCAAAUCCUGUUGUGUGCUGUUUGUUUGCUCUGUUGGCACUAGAAACUGCAGUUCUCUCUUCUACCCAUUAAGCUGUCCAUCUCAGCUGCCCAUUUUAAUCAUCUCAGCUCCAAACCAUUUUUACCUGUUACAACAGACCUAUCCAUUGAAAACAAGUCUCCAGUAUAAUCUGUUUUCCUUGCUUUCCUGUCAUCACAUACCCUCACCAUUUAUUUCACUUCUCUCCUGAAUUCCCAACCCCUUCCCCCCAAGAGCCAUCCUAACUGGUUCUUCUGCCCAUCUUCUCUCAUGUGCAGAUUGAUCUUUCCAAAAUCCUUGCCCUGAUCUAAAGCUUCUGUCUACCUCUCGUGGCUUAGCGAAUCUAGCUUUUAUAGACUAUAGUGUUCAGUCUAUAGAUUGGCACUUUCUUGCCGGUCUUUCUCUGCAUCCUAUCCAGGCCAGAGGUUCCUCUUGUCUGGCCCAUCUCGGCCUCUCUGCCUUUUUGUUGUUGCUGUGCCCGCCGUUCCCUGGCUUCCCUGGUGGUUCUUUGGUUGGGGCGCACUCCCUUCUCUUUCACUUGCCUCCCCCAGUGUUUCUUCAGGGCCCAGCUCAGGUUUUCCCACGCACCUUCUUAACUCCCCCACCACACAUGAUUGUUGGCUCUUUCCAUUCUAUUCUAAUAACUCUUAAUGCCAGUCACAAAUUUUGUCACUCUAGCAAAAAAGAGAAGAUGUUAUCUGAUGUCUGUAUCUGGUCUCUGCUCCCCAAAACAAAGCUGCUUGCAGGAGUGCCCUUGGCACCGUCCGCAUAGCUGCUUAGUGCCGUGACGUCCCCGAGGUACUUCAGGAGUUCAGUGUCUUGCAGAGACGCUUUCCUUGUUCAGGACAUUGGAAUGCGACUUAACUGAGGUCUCACACAGCUCUUCCUGGCUACUGGCUGCUCCCCCUGACUAAUGGAUUUUGCUUGUAAGGAGGGGAGCAGAAAGAAAGAUUGGUUUUAGGAACCAAGAAGAUUGGCACCAAGUGGAUGUGUAAGGAGUCUGUGGAGUCCGCAUAGUUCCAUUUUUUGAGCAUCCGAGAAGUAUUGUUUCUUGUGCUAAAAGAGUGCAAUAGAAUUUAAGCUUCACUGUAGAAAUUACACUGAAGAAAAUCUCUCACACCAGUGGAAAACUUUUCCUCAGCAGUUGUCCUUUUGAAGAUACCCUGUUGAUAGCAUGUUUUUCCAGAAGUGGUGUGAAUGAGGGUGAGCUGGCUUGAGGAGUCUCUCAGGCCAGGGCUGGAGGAAGGUGCAGGAUGCGGGAGGGAGGAGGCAGAGUGGGCAGGACAGUGAAGCCCCUGUAGUCAUGAGAAGCACCACUGUCGAGAGAGCUGUGUUUCCUUUACUUCCCCAGCUUUUGGGUGAAAGUUGAUUUCCGUAGGAGGAAUCAGCUUCAGUCAUGGAUGUCAGUCGAGGGGUUUGUUUUCCUGGUACAGAUUACUGAGUAAACUUAUUUAAAGAAUCUGCUUCUGGACUCUGGGGGAGCUGAGGCCAAUCUAUCUAGAAAGGCUACAACUCGGAAAGACCUGACAGCUAGCUGUGUGGAUGCUGACAUUUCUUUUCCCAUGAUGGCUUUUAACGAAACAUUUGGUGGUAGAAUUAUAAACCUCUAGAAUUCCCCUGACGGUGAUUGUCAUUUUUUCUCUCCUUCAUGUCAUUUAAAUCAAAAAAAAGGAAGCCUGCUUCUUGUUUUUACAGGGUAACUUGAUACAUAAUGCUGUGUUAUGUAUGUGUGAUGAAAGGUAGCACACUUUGCACAUGUUCUGAAUCAUUUGAACAGGGGAGAGAGUAUCUUGUACACCAGACACCAGGCCCUGGUGUUCUGCCACCUGUUUUAUGAAAAGUCUUCUGAGAAGGUUGCCCUAGACGAUGCCUUGCUUAAGGAAGAAUCCUGGGAAGAGAUUUUCAGGUUCCAUUUAACUAUUCAUCUAGAGAAAGACUGAAUCUCAACUCACCUAGUUCUGCAAGACACCAGUGAGUUUCCUAAAUGUUCCAGUUGAGAAACUCGUCUGUAAUAGUGUUGGGUCUGAGCUGUGUAGUUUCAAGCUGCCAACGAAACCAGCCUCCUCACACUCUUAGAUAAUUCCUUUAAUUCAGAAGUUUCUCAUGUUAAAUAAAUGAUUGUUGAAGUUGUCUCCCUUUUUUGUUUACCCGAUUAGAGUGCCACUGUUUUUGCAAUGUUUUAUAUUUUCAGCUUUUUUAACUUAACUAUGUAAUUACUUAAUUUUAUUUUUUUAAAGCUUAUUUGGUCUAAUGAUAAGUAUUUUUCAGUACGUAAUGUUUUCCUGAGCUUCUCUGAAUGCCGUUUCAAUGUAGUUUUGUAUCGCUGCACAGAAACCAAAAUAAAUUUCAAAUAUUAAAGCUA